CUUUGGCAUUGUUGGCUAUUUCAAUUGAACGUAUAGAUAACCUUUCCUCCCAAAUUGCCGUCAGCAUACACAUUGAAGACCAUAUGAUGAGUCAAGAAGGCGAGGGUUACGUUAAAGUGGGUCGAACUAACAAAGCAAGGAACGAGUUGGCCAUAACCUCCAACCUCAGUCAAGACUGA
Acaulospora colombiana is the source of this 179-nucleotide messenger RNA. The record is from the annotation of a GenBank genome assembly. Lineage: Eukaryota; Fungi; Glomeromycota; Glomeromycetes; Diversisporales; Acaulosporaceae.